Messenger RNA from Zonotrichia leucophrys gambelii, 368 nucleotides. Its product is annotated as glucagon receptor-like. The transcript has 4 exons. NCBI's taxonomy places the organism in Eukaryota, Metazoa, Chordata, Aves, Passeriformes, Passerellidae. Gene Ontology annotation, biological process: adenylate cyclase-modulating G protein-coupled receptor signaling pathway. The record is from RefSeq and is a predicted model, not a curated record. Gene Ontology annotation, molecular function: glucagon receptor activity; peptide hormone binding; gastric inhibitory peptide receptor activity. The annotation marks the transcript as partial. Gene Ontology annotation, cellular component: plasma membrane.
GGGUCACCAUGGGCCAGCAGGUGGCGACCCCCGGCCCGCCGGGAGCAGAGGAGCGCUCCGCCCAGGCCACCGUUGUCGCGUGGCGCCAGUACCGCCAGGCGUGCGAGCUGCACCUGCGCCUGGCCCCGCCCCCGGCAGGGCCCGUGUGCAACCGCAGCUUCGACCUGUACGCGUGCUGGGGCGACGCUGUCCCCAACAGCACGGCCACUGUCCCCUGCCCCUGGUACCUGCCCUGGUACCACCGAGUGCAGGGCGGGCUGGUGGCGCGGCGCUGCGGCCCCGACGGGCGCUGGGUGACCGACGACAGCGGCAGGACCUGGCAGGACAACUCGCAGUGCGAGGACCUGGCGCAGGUGACACCGCUGGAG